GGGCGGGGCGGCGCCACCUCGCUUGUGUGACCAUUAGCAAUCCACCGCCUAUAGAGCCCAUAGCCAAGUCUGGCUCGCGCAGCUGUUGCAGCGGCGACCGCAGCUCGUGGCCAACGCAGCUAGCAGGGCGCUGUGGAUGGAUGCAGUAGCUUGACGUAUCCUGAUGUGCGCCCAAGAGUGUUGGCCGAACGGGAUGGGCGGCUGCAAUCCCCAUACAUUGUCGCGCGCAUUGGGUGGUCGACGUCGUUUGAGGAACGCUGAAGUUCCGUCGCGGCCUCGGAUUCGGUGUGUCCACGCGCCUCGCACGCGGCUGGUCCGACGCCACCGACCUUGCGCCCUCCAUCUGCUUCCUCGAUUUCCUUCGUUGAAGGUCGGGCCACCUUCAACACGAACCGGUCUUUCAUGGUCUAGCCGGUUACAAAAAGUACGCGACGAUUCGGAUGCCAAACCGAUUGGCAUAACCGGCUACGGCAACCGGUUGCGUAUGUGACACGGGGUGUGAGAGGUGUUUCGUUGACGGCGCCCACUUGCAUUUCGCCACAGGAUUGAAGAUGGCGACAACGUUGAACCUUGUUGGCGCGGCCGCGGCCGCCACGGCCAUCGUCGGCGCUACUGCCCUCCGACUGAGCUUCGCGCCCGGCGACGAGCUUGCCGAGGACCGCCGUGCAGAGCCGCUGCUCGUCGAAGAGCUCGCGCUCCAGGCCAAGUACAAGUUUGAGGUCAUCGACCUCCCCGUGCCGAGCUCGUCGUCGUCCGAGCCGAUGAAGGUGCACACCAAGUACUACUACCCGACCACGGAGUCGCCCAAGGGCGUCAUCGUGUACCUCCACGGCCUCAACUCGCACAGCGGCCGCAUCACCGAGUUUUACAACCGCAGCCUCCGUGACGGCUGGAUUGCUGGCAUGAUGGACUUUCGUGGCUUUGGCCGCAGCUGCGGCCGCCAUGGCUACAUCGAGAGCAUCGAGACGCUUGCGGAGGACGCUGUCGCGUUCGUGCAGGCCACCAAGGCCAAGUUCCCGGACCUCAAGCUCUUCGUCCUUGGCACGUCCAUGGGCGGUCUCACGCUCCUGCAUGCGACCUUGAAGAUGCCGCCGGGGCUCGUCGAAAGCUACAUCUUCCAUGCGCCGCCGGUCGAGAUUUCGAAAAACGUGCUGCCGCCCAAGAUUGUCGAGCUUGUGGGCCGCGUCCUGCUUUCUCUUGCGCCCAAGCUGCCGCUGCUCAAGCCCCAUAGUGCACAUAGCAACUCGCCGUCGCAGGAAGCGCUCGUGCACCACUCCAAGCUCGUGGACCCCAACUUUUACCAGGGCCGGCUGCGCAUUGGCACGGCGUACGCGAUGCUGAACGCGUCGCUCGCGAUCGGCGACAAGCUGCACGAGAUCACGGUGCCGCAUAUGCUCAUCCACGGCACGGCCGACCGCGUCUGCGACAUUGCCGGCUCGGAGCGCUUCUUUGCCACGUCGGGCGCCACGGACAAGCAGUUUGUCCGCAUUCCCGACGGCCAGCACAACUUGCUUCAGGAAGAAGAAAAGUACUGGCAUUUCUACCUCGAUACGAUUGCCGAGUACAUUCAAGCUCGCAUUUAAAGCUCAAUAUGAAUCGUCGACUUUGUAAGUGG
Saprolegnia diclina VS20 is the source of this 1615-nucleotide messenger RNA. RefSeq lists its product as hypothetical. The coding region runs from base 552 to 1583 and encodes 343 amino acids. NCBI's taxonomy places the organism in Eukaryota, Oomycota, Saprolegniomycetes, Saprolegniales, Saprolegniaceae. Gene Ontology annotation, molecular function: lipase activity. Gene Ontology annotation, cellular component: membrane. The transcript has 3 exons. The record is from RefSeq and is a predicted model, not a curated record.